CCGAGAAGAAAAGAAAAGAAAAACUAAAUCCGCAAGAAGAAGAAAAAUGGCUCUUCCUCUCGACCUUGAAAGCCUCACUGAAGCAUUAUCAGGGAAUCUAGGGAUGGGAGUGGAUGAGAACGCGUUGAUAAGCAAACUGGGGAAAUCGCACAAAGAUCAUCGAAAGCUUUUUAGGAAAGCAAGCAAAAGUUUCUUUGUUGAAGAUGAAGAGAGAGCUUUUGAGAAAUGUCAUGAUCACUUCGUCCGACAUCUCAAGCUUGAGUUCUCUCGCUUCAAUAACGCCGUUGUGAUGUGGGCGAUGCAUCCAUGGGAGAGAGACGCAAGGUUGGUGAAGAAAGCUCUAAAGAAAGGAGAAGAAGCGUACAACCUCAUCGUGGAGGUCUCAUGCACACGCUCCGCUGAGGAUCUCCUCGGGGCACGUAAAGCUUACCACUCUCUUUUCGACCAGUCAAUGGAAGAAGACAUUGCCUCUCACGUCCACGGCCCUCAUCGCAAGUUGCUUGUGGGACUCGUGAGUGCUUAUAGGUACGAAGGGAACAAGGUGAAAGAUGAUUCCGCCAAAUCAGAGGCUAAGUUUCUGGCAGAAGCUGUGGCUUCUUCCGGAGAUGAAGUCGUCGAAAAGGAUGAGGUUGUUAGGAUUUUGACCACAAGAAGCAAACUCCAUCUCCAACAUGUCUACAAUCACUUUAACGAUAUAAAAGGCUCUGAUCUUCUUGGGGGUGUAUCUCAUUCUUCGCUCCUCAAUGAAGCAUUGAUUUGUUUGCUCAAACCGGCUGUGUAUUUCAGCAAGAUUUUGGAUGCAUCACUGAACAAAGACGCAGAUAAGACUACCAAGAAAUGGUUGACAAGAGUAUUAGUUACAAGAGCAGAUCAUAGUGAUGAGAUAAAGGAUAUCAAAGAAGAGUACAAUAACCUUUAUGGUGAGACUUUGGCACAGAGAAUCCAAGACAAGAUUAAAGGGAACUACAGAGAUUUCUUGCUCACACUGCUCUCCAAAUCCGAUUGAUUCCGUUUUUGAGAAAAUCAUUACCAAAACUUGUUUGAAGAUUCACUUUCCCUUUACGGUUCUAUGUUUCUGAUUCCAAAAUUUGCGUUUUUCUUCACCAUUUGGUUUAUUUGAUAAUAAAAGAAUUAAUGUCGUUCAUGACAUAACAAUUUGGUCCAAGGGGUUCUAUUUCGGAAGUAAAUUUUGUGUGUUCUGUUU
Capsella rubella is the source of this 1204-nucleotide messenger RNA. Its product is annotated as annexin D4. Bases 47 to 1006 code for a protein of 319 amino acids. The transcript has 6 exons. Lineage: Eukaryota; Viridiplantae; Streptophyta; Magnoliopsida; Brassicales; Brassicaceae. Gene Ontology annotation, molecular function: calcium-dependent phospholipid binding; calcium ion binding. Gene Ontology annotation, cellular component: cytoplasm. The record is from RefSeq and is a predicted model, not a curated record.